Iphiclides podalirius (scarce swallowtail) is the source of this 2514-nucleotide messenger RNA. NCBI's taxonomy places the organism in Eukaryota, Metazoa, Arthropoda, Insecta, Lepidoptera, Papilionidae. The record is from the annotation of a GenBank genome assembly.
AUGGAGGAGCUUUUAGGUAUAAGUUCCAAAAGACUUUGCGCCAUACUUGAUGGGGCUGAGCCGCCUUCUGACACAGAAUCAUCCAGCACAUCAUCAUCACCUGAAAAGUUGGAAACUAUAUCCCUAGAUAGUAUAUCAUCUGAUGAAGAGAUUUUAAGCGAGGGGAGCAAUAAAAAAAAGAAGCAUAAGCACCGCCGUCACGCUUCCAAGUCCAAGUCGAAGCACAAACGCAAAUCAUCGUCUGACAAGUCCGAAAAUGGCGAGGAUCGCUCAAAGGCUUCCCGUGCUGGACUCACCGUGCUGGAGCUCCUUGAGCUGCAAGCGAGGGCGAGGGCGAUCAGGGCACAGCUGCAGCAGGAGCAGGCUACUGCGGACGUAACUGACCUAACUGGGGCACCACAUGUCUCAGAUGACGAGGUGGAAAUCAAGGAAGAACCAGCCGAAGUGGUAGAGAUAAGCAGCGAGGAUGAGAAGCCGAAAUUGGAGGAAUUACAAAAAGAAAUAGAACAAACAUCAAACAACACGACCGAGCCAUCAAACCAAGAAACCCAAACAGUGACAAAAAGGAUUAACGACCUAAUAAUCACUGUGCCGCAAACAAAACCAACGCGUAAAAUCAAACUCAACCGUAACAAAGCUUUAGUCCAAAACCCCAGUGAUAGCAAUAUUAAAAGUAACAAAAAUAUUCUAGCGCCAUCAAAUAUUAAUGCUGCCGGCAAAGAAAAAGAGGAUGAUAGUCAAUCAAAAGUCAGCAUCGUCGAUAGCAGCAAUAAACCGCAAAAAGCACCAGAGAAUACUAAUGCGAAAAAAUCAGACUCUUCUACGAAAAUCGCAGCAAAAGAGAAACAGAAGAAGAGGCAGAAGAAAAAAGGAAAACAGAAAAGUAGCAAUAAAGACGGGAGCGAUCACGAUGAAAUAACUUUAGAGCUUUCCGAUUCAGAGAAAAUGGAUUUAUUAGAGGAUUUGGAUAGAAAAAACUUUGACAACGUUUCUAGUUCAUGCACAGAAGACUCUGAGAGCAGUUCAGACAGUGAAGAUGAUGGGGAUAGCACAAAAGAUAAAUCUUCUAGUAAAAGUGUCGAAAUAUCAAAAAGAAAUUCAGAUAAAGAUCCCAUUAAUUCAACUAAUAAGGAUACACAUGUUAGCAAAGAUUCAGAGGAAACUGAAGCACAUAUGCAAAUACUUGAAAAUGUUGAGAAUAAAAACGUAACCCAAGAAGAUCCGAAGGAAGUAACAGAAAGUGACAAUAAGGAACAACAAAAUGUGGAACAUGCGGAAGUUGUUGAAAAUUCAUCUGUGAUUCCAAACAACCAGGUUAUUGAGGUUACAACAUUGGAGGACAUACCAAUACGCGAUGAUAGUCCAAACUUGCCAGACGUUUCGGAGAAUUUGCAAAACUGUUCGAUUACAGAGAAAGGUGAUAAUGAAACUCCAAAAAAGGACAAUGAAGCAGAAAUAGGCGGUGAAAGUAAUAAACCAGAAGCAACCGAUACAUUGAAAGUUGCCAAUAGAGAUUUGUCAGAGGGAGAGUUAUCGGACCGGGAAAGUUCGGAAGUAGAAGCUUCUGACGUUAAACCUGAAGUUGUUUACAUAUCCGACGACGAAUCAAAGAAUAAGAAGGGCCAUAAGAAGAAGAAAAAUAAAAAGAAGGAGAAAAAAGCGAAAAAGGAGAAGAAAUCAAAGAAGUUCCCGGAUUUUCGUAAGGAUGGUGAUCAAAACUUUUUCAAGGAAUCAAAUGCAAUAAUCGUUACCACAGAAGAUUUAGUAACAUCCCAGCCGAAUAACAACCCCACGGCUGAAACUAUAUCAAUAGGAGAUGAUGAUGUUUACGAAAUCCUAGAACUCUCUUCUGAUUCCUCUUGCAAUGAAGAAGGCGGGAAUACGGUAUUAUCGAAAGAGCCAACGGCACAAGAAAUCGAAGCUCUAUCAGCGAAGAUAGACGAAAUAGAAAGGGAAGACGUCGUUACGGAAGAACAAAUAAAAGAACAUGAAAGGUUAGAAACCGAGAAGAAUGCAGAAGAUGACAUACAGAAUGUAUCCUGGAAAGAUCGUUAUUUGGAUAGUAAGAAAGUCAGAAGUGUAUUAUCCACGUCGAAUAUUUUUAAUGCAAUGAGGAAGAAGAAUUUAGAACUGAAAAGGAAAAUGCAGGAGGCCAAAAGAGAGACAAUGGUAGUUCCUUCGGAAGUUAUUGAAGCAAACCCGCAGACAAAUUUAGAAGAAGGCUCCAUUGAACAUUAUAAUACAUUAGAGGGUUCCACAAAAUACGUGGAUCCAAUACGCGAAGUGGAAGGUCUUCAGGAAAAAGAAGACGCCAACCAGGAGAUGGCAGAAGGGCAAGUCACAAAAGAAAUGAAAAAAGAUGCUAAGCAACUGCUAAAAAUGUACAAGAAACUUCUCAAAUACAAUGAUAUGAACCGUCAGAGAAAUCCAAAUAAGAAAAAGAAGAAAAAACAGAAAAAGAACAAAGAUGAGAAGAACAUAAGUGAACCAAAUAAGGAAAUAAAGAUAGUUUCU